This is a messenger RNA of Salmo salar (Atlantic salmon), 1173 nucleotides long. It is a transcript of the gene sdr39u1, whose product is annotated as short chain dehydrogenase/reductase family 39U, member 1. NCBI's taxonomy places the organism in Eukaryota, Metazoa, Chordata, Actinopteri, Salmoniformes, Salmonidae. The record is from RefSeq and is marked provisional.
CAGAUUUUAACCUUGUCAGCAACCUUUCGGUUACUAGUCCAACGCUCUAACCACUAGGCUACCGCCGCCCCUUGCAAUUUUAGUUAGUGUACUGUGCACCUUCAACACAUGAAAGCAGAAUUCCAACCCUGGAACUAGAAAUUGUGUGUUAUGAGAGUGUUAAUAGGAGGAGGAUCUGGGUUUGUGGGAAGAGAGCUGACUCGUUUACUCAAGAACAAAGGUCAUGAAGUCACAAUAAUUUCUCGACAGCCAGGUCUGGGAAAGAUCACAUGGGGUGAAUUGGAGUCUGGUGGCCUCCCACCAUGUGAGGCUGCUGUCAAUCUGUCUGGGGAGAAUCUUAUGAACCCACUGCGAUGGUGGAAUGAGGGUUAUAGGAAGGAUCUGUUCUCCAGUCGGGUUGACACAACCACAAUUCUGGCUCAAGCCAUUGCUGGGUCUCCCAGUCCCCCUCAUGCUUGGGUCCUUGUCACAGGUGUAGCAUGUUAUAAACCCAGUCUAACAGCUCAGUACACAGAAGACAGUGAGUGGACGCCAUUUGACCUCCUGUCAAGACUGGUGAAGGAAUGGGAGUUGGCGGGGCGUCUUCCUGAAAACAUUGCACAGAAUACCAGACAAGUAGUAAUCAGACCAGGGGUAGUACUGGGUCGUGAUGGUGGUGCCAUGAAGCAGAUGAUGACUCCUUUCUGGUUAGGCCUUGGAGGCACGUUGGGGUCUGGCAGACAACCAUUCCCCUGGAUCCAUGUCUCUGACCUGGCUGGAAUCAUCGCUCAUGCCAUGGAGCCCUCUCCCGACACCCCCUCUGCUGUCCCUCAAGUGUUUAAUGGUGUCGCCCCAGCACUGAACACCAAUUACGAGUUCACCAAAGAGCUGGGCCGGGUUCUGAGGAGACCCACUGUCUUCCCUGUGCCUGGAUUUGUCAUUGAUGCCCUAAUGGGUUCAGAGAGAGCCAUAGUGCUAACCCAGGGUCAGAAAGUAGAACCCAAGAGGACUCUGGAGUCAGGCUUUCAGUACCAGUACCCAGACCUGAGCUCUGCCCUGAAGGAGAUUGUUGGGAGCUAGAUGUGAAACAGGAGAUGUCAAGAGACUGAAGAGAUUAGAUUUUGUAAUGUGAGAGAACUUCACUGAUGUGAGCUUUUUUCCUGAAUAAAUAUGAGAUGGACCCUGUCUUUCAAA